UAAAACACACGAAGAACAGCAAAACGAAAGGAACACCUGUCCACAUCUAAACCUGUCGCUCACUGGAUUUGAUUUCAUCUAUGAUUCAGAAAACAUGUCUAUAGAUGUCGAUUUAGCACAAUGCCCACCAAAUCUAAUAACACUCGCGGACAUUUAUGUGUUUAAUCCACAAUCCAUCGAGACCAGCAAGAGAUUCUGAGAACGACGCGCGCGGACUGACAACAAGCGUUACUGAGUUUAAAAUACUGAUAAAUUCUCUUCUUAGUGGACAAGACUGCAAUUUUCAGGGUCAGUUUAGCUGCAGUAUGUCAGAGGAAAGAGGAAAGGACUCUCUCUCUCAGAUGAGUCUCUCAGAGAAACACAGUGUAAGAUCAGGCUCACAUGUGUCCAGCUCUGUGUCUCUGAAGAGUGAUUGCUCUAAAGGUGAUGUACCAAACUUCAGUGAGAAAACACCAUCAUCUAAUAAAAGGCUUCAAUAUGAGACAUUAGACUCAGACCUUCAGACUCACAGGAACCACAAGAAUUUCAAAGACAAUCUUCUUGGGAUCUUCCAGGAUCUUGAGAGGAAAAUAAUCACAUUUCUGAAGAAUGAACUGGAGAAGUUAAAGAAAAUAUUACAACAUGAGAACACACAACACUUUGUGAAGGACUUUAAUGAGAACAGAUCCAGUAUCAGAGAAGCCGCUCUUGAUCUCACACUACAUUACCUGAGAGAGAUGAAGCAAGAUGAAGCUGCUGAUGCUCUAGAAGGUGAGCUGUUCUUCAUUCAUCAGCUGAAAUGUGGCCUAAAGAAGAAGUAUCAAUGUGUGUUUGAAGGAAUGGCGAAGCAAGGUGACGCCACACUCCUGAAUAACAUCUACACAGAUCUCUACAUCACUCAGGGUGGCAGUGAACAGGUCAAUACUGAACAUGAGGUCAGACAGAUCGAAGUUGCUUCCAGACGUCAUGAAGCACAAGAGAUACAGGUUAAAUGCACACAUUUGUUUGAAGCGCCUGAACAAGACGAGGAGAUCCGAACUGUACUGACAAAAGGAGUCGCUGGCAUCGGGAAAUCAGUCUCUGUGCAAAAGUUUGUUCUGGACUGGGCUGAAGGAAAAGAAAAUCAAGAUAUCAGCUUCAUAUUUCCUCUUCCAUUCAGAGAGAUGAACUUAAAGGAGAAAGAAAAACUAAGUUUGAUGGACCUUAUAACUCAGUUUUUCCCAGAGACAAAAGGACUGAACCUUACAAGAAGGAAUCAGUUCAAAGUGCUGUUCAUCCUUGAUGGACUGGACGAAUGUCGCCUUCCUCUGAAGUUUGAUUGUAAUGAGACGUGGCGUGAUGUAUCGUCACCAGCCUCUCUGGAUGUUCUCCUAACGAACCUCAUGAAGGGAAAUCUGCUUCCUUCUGCUCUCGUCUGGAUCACCAGCAGACCAGCAGCUGCCAGUAAGAUUCCUCCUGACUGUAUCGACCGGCUGACAGAGAUACGAGGAUUCAGCGACGCACAAAAGCAAGAGUACUUCAAAAAAAGAUUCAAGGAUGAUAUUCAAGCCAACACAAUCAUAGAUCAUGUUAAACAAUCAAAGAGUCUCUUUAUCAUGUGCCACAUCCCAGUCUUCUGCUGGAUUUCAGCCACUGUUCUCCAGAACAUUCUGGAGGAGAAGAGAAAUAAUGAUGUGAGAAACACUCAGGCUGAUGAGAUCUCUAAAACACUGCAGGAAUCAAACACUGAAGACACUCCCAAGACUCCGACACAAAUGUACACACACUUUCUCCGCUUUCAGAUCCAGCAGAGCCGCCGGAAAUAUGAUGGAGAAUACACACCAGAUGUUUCCUGGGAUAAAGACGCCAUCCUUUCACUGGGGAAACUGGCAUUUCAUCAGCUGGAAGAAAACAACCUGAUCUUCUAUGACACAGACCUGGAAGCCUGUGGUCUUGACGUCUAUAAGGCAUCAGUGUACUCAGGCAUGUGUACCCAGAUCUUUAAGGAGGAAACAGGGAUCGUUCUUGGUACCAUGUACUGCUUUGUUCACUUGAGCAUUCAAGAGUUUAUUGCAGCCCUUUAUGCACAUCUGUUUCUAGACAUCAACAAGACAAGUGUGUUUGAUCAUGAGUCUACAGAACAGGAAAACAGAAAUGAAACCAUGAUUGAUUUUCUCAAGACUGCAGUGGACAAGGCGCUGGAGAGUGACAAUGGACACCUGGACCUUUUCCUUCGCUUCCUCCUCGGUCUGUCACUCCAGUCCAAUCGACGACUCUUACGAGGUGUGUUGACACAGCGAGACGGCACUGACCAGAGCAACAAGGGGAAAGUUCGACGACUCUUACGAGGUCGGUUGACAAAGAAAGACGACACUGACCGGAGGAACAAGGAAAUAGUUCAGUACAUCAAGCUGAAAUUAGCAGAUAAUCUUCCUGCAGAGAGAUCCAUCAAUCUGUUCUACUGUCUGAAUGAACUGAACGACCAAACUCUGGUGAACGAGAUUCAGACCCACCUUAGCAAAGGAAGUCUCUCAUCUGGUGACCUUUCACCUGCCCAGUGGUCUGCUUUAGCCUUUGUGUUGUUGACAUCAGAGGAAGAGCUGGAGGAGUUUGAGCUUCAGAAAUUCAAGAAAUCAGACGAGUGUCUCAUUAGAUUAUCAGCAGUCAUCAAAACCUCCAGAAGAGCACUGUUAAAUGAUUGUAACUUAACAGACAAAAGCUGUUCAGCUCUGGCUGCAGUUCUUGGAUCAGAUACCAAUCUGAAAGAGCUGAACAUGAACAAUAAUAAUCUGCGGGAUUCAGGAGUGAAGCUGCUCUGCACUGGACUGAAGAAUAUAAAGUGUAAAUUGGAGAUACUGAGGUUAAGCUGCUGUGAUAUGACAGAUGAAGGUUGUUCUGAUGUGACUUCAGCUCUGAAAUCAAACCCGUCACACCUGAGAGAGCUGGACCUGAGCAGGAAUAAUCUAGGAGACUCUGGAGUGAAAAACCUCAGUGAUCUACUGAUGAACCCACAAUUCAAGCUGGAGAAACUACAUCUGAGUUAUUGCAGUAUUACAGAGAAACAGAGUCUCAUCCUGACUUCAGCUCUGAAAUCAAACCCGUCACACCUGAGAGAGCUGGACCUGAGCAGGAAUAAUCUAGGAAACACAGGAGUGAAGAACUUAUGUGCCGUACUGAAGGAUUCACACUGUAAACUGGAGAGAUUGAGGUUAAGCCGCUGUUAUAUGACAGAUGAAGGUUGUUCUGAUGUGACUUCAGCUCUGAAAUCAAACCCAUCACACCUGAGAGAGCUGGACCUGAGCGGGAAUAAUCUAGGAAACUCUGGAGUGAAAAACCUCAGUGAUCUACUGAUGAACCCACAAUUCAAGCUGGAGAAACUACAACUGUAUGACUGUGGCAUUACAGAUGUUUCUUCUUUAACUCAGUCUUUGACGAACUCAAAAGCUCUGCAGUUUUUAAAAGAGCUUGAUCUGAGACUCAAUGAGAUCGGAGACUCAAAGCAGCGGCUCAGAGACGAGCUACGAGACUCAAACUGUGUCCUGAGAGUAUAUUAAGAUUGAUCAGCAAACGUCAGUGGAUUUACAUCAAGGUUUAAAUCUGUGAAACGGAGAUGAGAGGAGCAGAAACCAUCAGGUGAUCCACAGAAGAGUCUCACUGCUGUCUAUGAGGAGAAAUACAUGUGUAAAUGUGUUUCAUACAGGUGGAAGAGACUCAGACUUCACUAUUAAAUAAAGCAGCGUGUGUGUUAGCAUGCGUAUUAGAAACAUGUGA
Molecule: messenger RNA, 3729 nt
Organism: Pimephales promelas (fathead minnow)
Lineage: Eukaryota; Metazoa; Chordata; Actinopteri; Cypriniformes; Leuciscidae
Source: RefSeq, a predicted model, not a curated record